Carya illinoinensis is the source of this 873-nucleotide messenger RNA. RefSeq lists its product as uncharacterized. The transcript has 2 exons. NCBI's taxonomy places the organism in Eukaryota, Viridiplantae, Streptophyta, Magnoliopsida, Fagales, Juglandaceae. Gene Ontology annotation, molecular function: RNA-DNA hybrid ribonuclease activity; nucleic acid binding. Bases 1 to 873 code for a protein of 290 amino acids. The record is from RefSeq and is a predicted model, not a curated record.
AUGUUGGAGCUGGAGAAGCAGAAGCAAGGCCAGUCCUCCGUGGCUGUGGAAGAAGACACGGUUUGGAUCCACCCCGAGACAGUAGCACAUGCCCUAUGGGAAUGUCCCUCUGCCCAGGAUGUGUGGAGCCAGUGCAGUAGGAGGAUCCAAAAGGCUAGUUCCCCCUACCACUCAUUCAAGUUUUUGCUAGAAGAGUGCCUUAAAACCUUUGAUGAGGAAGAGUUGGUGGAGUUUGGGCUCACGGCUUGGAAGAUUUGGAAAAGAAGGAAUGAAGUUGUCUUCAACAAUACCCUCUCUCACCCAAGCUCAAUCAACCAAAGUGUCAAGCUUCUCAUGACAGACCUUGAUCAAGCACACCAACCUGCCCGACAGUGCUCCUCCCCCUCUAGUGUUCCCCUAGCGUGGGAGGCUCCAUCACAAGGGAAGCUGAAAAUUAACUGGGACGCAGACUUAGAUAAAACAAGUUGUAGGGCUGGUGUGGGGGCAGUAGUCAGGAACUGGGAGGGAAAGGUUCUAGCCACCAUGAGAAUGAACCAUUCCCUCUACCCCGACCCCUUUCUAGCUGAGGCUUAUGCUGCCCACCAAGCAACUAUCUUCCUUAAGUCAAUGGGUUGGCAGGAUGUGAUCAUGGAGGGUGACUCCCUGCAGUUAGUCAACUGUCUAAAUUCCAAAGAAGAAGCAGACUCUUAUGCAGGGGUGCUGAUCAAAGCUGCAAGAGUAAACUUGGACUCCUUCACCGUGUGGACUACAAGCCAUGUAAAGAGGACUUGUAAUUCAGUAGCUCACGCUUUGUGUCAAGAUGCUUUAAGCAUCGGUGAUAGCAUUACUACGGUAGAUGCUAUCCUCUUUUGUAUUCGACACUUAUUGUUAUGA